AUCCAAAAGUUCGCGGAAGACGCUUUUUGAUGGGAUGUUCAGUGUUUAAUUUUUAAUUUUCAAGUAUAUAAACUACAUAUAUAUUAAAGAUUUUUUGGUAAAAUCGUCCCUUUAAUCAUAAAGUUUUAGAACUUUUGUAAGUAUUAGUUCGACAUCUCUGAAGAAUUGGUGAUUGGACGAUGUCCAGCGAAGCAUCUGGAAGUAUAACUAUUAAAGAAGAAGCUUCCACGAGCGGUACGGCUUCCAAUAUUGCCGCCGAAACCAACGAAACAGAGGCUAAGAAAUCGGAGAUUGAAGCUGACAAGGCAGAAUCGCUGACCGAAGCCGAGGGCGGGAAGGCGGAGGAGACGACGGAGACCCAUUUGAAGCGUCUGCAGAAUCUGCGCAAGGAAUUGGGCUACCUCAGCGAAACCGACUGGAUGUACGAGAGUCUCGACAAAAAACCCGCUCAGUAG
Messenger RNA from Drosophila ficusphila, 455 nucleotides. RefSeq lists its product as uncharacterized. The record is from RefSeq and is a predicted model, not a curated record. The coding region runs from base 180 to 455 and encodes 91 amino acids. The transcript is spliced from 3 exons. Lineage: Eukaryota; Metazoa; Arthropoda; Insecta; Diptera; Drosophilidae.